UGUAAAACGUCACGGCAUAAUUUUCACUUCAUUCAUGCGGUGACCAUCUGUGUAUCGUGGUGCAGUUUUUGUUUCGGUGUAAUUUAAUUUUGUUAAUAAACAGGCGCGAAACGUUCAAUAGAAGAUUUAAAAUAUAAUAUAAAAAAAAAUUAUCGACAAUAGAAAAGUUAUUUUAUUAAUUAUCAACAAUCAUGGCAAUUGAUAAAGGUUUCCUAAAUGUUUUAGUAUUAAGUUUUGGUUUCAUGAUGGUGUUUACGGCCUUUCAAACUAUGAGUAACAUCGAGCAAACUGUCCUAGCAAGUAUAAAAAAGGAUGAUCCUAGUUUCGACGCUGAUGCAUAUACAAGUCUGGCGAUAUUGUAUGCUGUAUUUGCUAUUUGCAACUGGUUAGCACCAUCAUACAUAUCAUUGACAGGUCCUAGAGUCGCCAUAGUAACCGGUUGCUGCUGUUACGUUCUCUUCAUAGCGUCCUUUUUAUGGCCACAUCCGGCAUUUCUCUAUACCGUAUCAGCUGUUCUCGGUGCUGGUGCAGCUUUUAUAUGGACAGGACAUGGCCAAUAUCUUACAGAAAAUAGCGACAAUGAAACAAUGUCGAGAAAUUCCGGUUUGUUUUGGGCGAUAUUUCAAUCAUCACUCUUCAUCGGCAACUUAUUCGUUUAUUUUAUGUUUAGAAAUGAACAUAUUGAACAAUCUGUAAGACAAACUGUAUUUAUAGUGCUCAUUGGUUUAGCAGUAUUUGGUACAAUCAUUUUAUCAUUGUUAAGAAAAGUACCACAAAGAUUUGCUCUUGGAGAAGCUGAAGGUGUGUCCAGUGCUGACAAAGAACUUAAUAUACCUGAACCGGCAAAAGAGAAACCUCUUUUAGCAGCUUGGUAUGCUUUGAGAGACGCAUUUUCUCUGUUUGUUACACCAAGAAUGAUUUUUCUAUCCUUUACAUUCAUUUAUACGGGUCUCCAAUUGACUUUCUUUUCCGGUGUAUAUGCUACUAGUAUAGGUUUCACUAAAGCUAUGGGUGAGUCACGUAAAAGAUUGAUCGGUUUAUCUGGUAUAUUUGUAGGAAUCGGUGAAGUUGUUGGUGGUACGUUGUUUGGUAUUUUUGGAUCUAAAGUAGCAAAUAUUUGUAGUGGUUCACCCGUUGUUAUUAUUGGCUGUAUCACUCAUCUUUUUGCUUUUAUCAGUAUAUUUUUAAAUUUACCUAAUUCAGCGUCCUUCAUUGAUACCGAUGAUAAAGGUUUCAUAGAACCAUCUUCUAUUCUUGCUAUGGCAGGUAGCCUUGCAUUGGGUUUUGGUGAUGCUUGUUACAACACUCAGGUUUAUUCCUUACUCGGUGUUUUAUUCUCGAUUGAAAGUGCAUCGGCAUUUGCAUUGUUUAAAUUUUGUCAAUCGGUAGCUGCAGCAGUCAGUUUUGCUUACAGUAGUAAAAUUGGUUUACAUUUACAAUUAUUUAUAUUACUCGUUUCUAUUAUUAUUGGUACAACUACGUUUGUCAUAGUUGAAAGAAAAGCACGAAAUUCUUUAAAUGAGAAUCAACCUGACAUAGAUCCAGCGAUUAUCGAAGGAGUUAGUGUAGAUGAUUGAAGAAAUUUGAUUUUUAUUAUAGAAAAUAUAUAUUUUCGAUCAAGGUGCAAUUUUUGAAAUGAUCGUUU
Molecule: messenger RNA, 1645 nt
Organism: Polistes dominula (European paper wasp)
Lineage: Eukaryota; Metazoa; Arthropoda; Insecta; Hymenoptera; Vespidae
Product: UNC93-like protein MFSD11
Source: RefSeq, a predicted model, not a curated record